AGGGGAAAAGAGAGAGAGAGAGAGAGGAUUCCCCCCUCUCUUUCUGCAUCAGGGAGCGAUUGUCCUGCAUGCUGUUCUUGGCUGGCUGCUUAUUCUCUCCUUUCUUUCAUUUGGAAUAGCUGCAGUUCCGCUCUGCAUUGCCCUGCUGCAGGACCCAUCCUCCUUCACUCCAAGAGGGAAAAGUUCUCUUGUGUCACCCGAGAGCCCAACGCGAGCAGCGAGGUUCGCAUUAACAGAAGAUCCCUGCAGUUCUGCAUCUUCCUUGCCUCCAGAAAGACUCAAAUCAGAAUGGCUCAUAUCCUGUUGAUAUUCUCUGCAUUUGCCCAAGUUGUUUCUGUGAGCACGUUCCCCUUCUCCAGAGAAAGCACAGAUGACCUCAAAGUGCUGCGAGUCUCCAUUCCCAGACAUCCACCAGUACGAGCUGUGCUCUCUGGCAGCCUCACCAUCCCCUGCCAUAUUACCUAUCUGCACCCGUUGCCCACUUCCAGAACGGCAGGGCGCCAGCCUGCCCAAGGGGCACCUCGUGUUAAAUGGACCUUCAUGGCAGAUGGGAGAGAAGCUGAGAUCCUGGUAGCUCGGGGCCUCAAAGUGAAGGUAAACGAAGCUUAUCGUGACCGAGUAUCCCUUCCCUUCUAUCCGGAUUCACCGACAGAUGCCACUUUGCUCCUGAGUGAACUGCGAUCUAAUGAUUCUGGGGUCUACCGCUGUGAUGUGCAACAUGGGAUUGAAGAUGGCCAUGACCUUCUGGAGGUGAAGGUGAAAGGAGUUGUGUUUCUUUACCGGGAGGGCUCUUCCCGCUAUGCAUACACCUUUGCCAAGGCCCAGGAAGCAUGUGCCAGGAUAGAUGCUGAGAUUGCAACCCCGGAACAGCUGUACGCUGCCUACCUCAGUGGUUAUGAGCAGUGCGAUGCAGGCUGGAUAGCAGACCAAACUGUCAGAUACCCUAUACACACCCCUCGCGAAGCUUGUUAUGGAGACAUGGAUGGGUUCCCUGGAGUUCGUAACUACGGUGUAGUGGACCCAGAAGAUAUGUACGAUGUCUAUUGCUACGCCGAAGAACUGUAUGGAGAGCUGUUUGUGGUGAGCUCUCAAGAGAAAUUCACUUGGGAAGAGGCCAAAGCCGAGUGUCGCUCUCUGGGAGCAGAGAUAGCAACAACAGGCCAGCUGUAUGCAGCAUGGAAUGAGGGGCUGGACCAUUGUAACCCUGGGUGGCUGGCAGAUGGGAGUGUGCGCUACCCAAUCGUGACCCCACGAGAGAAGUGUGGGGGGAACAUGCCGGGAGUCAAGACUAUCUUCCUCUUCCGCAAUCAGACUGGAUUCCCCGAUCCCCACAGCAAAUAUGAUGUGUAUUGUUUCAGAGAAGAUACAAACCCUUUCUCUGAGUCUCCAGCCUCCGAGGCAGAGGGCAGCAAGGUGAUUGUGGCUGUGACAGAAAAGAUGGAAGAGCUGCAGCUGCCCCAAGUGGAGCAUGAGGUGGCCGAGGAAUCCAGAGGCGCCAUUUACUCCGUGCCCAUUUCAAAGGACAUCCUUGAGGCUCAGCAGCCCCGCAGUGCCCCUGAAGAGGCAGCGCUUGCCCCUGAGGCCCCACCAGGGCCCAAGGCAGGUCCCGUUAGCUGUGAUGUCAGACCAGGCCAGAGAAACCAGGAAGGGGGAAAAGAGAAAGAUGGAAGUUGCACAGAGAGACACAGGACUGGUGAAGCACCUCAUCCUGACUCAGAAGAAACCUUAAGUGUUGAAGAUGAUCAGAUGUUGGACCCAGGUCUGCAGAUUGAAGAAGAACCUGAUGAAGAACAGAAUGCACCUGCCUCUUCAGAAGCUACUCCAGGGGAGGCCAAGCUAGAUAUGGAAGAAGCAGUUAUUGGGCAUCAUUCUCAGGCAUGGCCCAAAGUCUCUCCAGAGCUCAGCAAGUCUAAGGACAAGAAGAAACCCCACAGCUUCCACAGCCCAGCGAAUCCUGUCCCAUCUCAGCAACAUGGAAGGGAAAGUGGUACAGAAACUGGAUCGUCUGUUAACUUAGAUGCUCAUGAAGCGAGUAGUGGGGUGGGGUCUUCUGAUGGGGUACACAAAGCUCCCUCAUCAUCUACUUCUGAGACUGUGGCUGAAGAAAAGAUCAUCCCUCUGGAACAAGUGGAUCGCAAUGUCGGUUAUAGCGAUCUGGAAGAAUCCAGGUUUCCCCAUCAGCCUGAAGAUUCAGUGUUGCAUGAUGCCUUUGCGACAGUCGCCACCCUAAAGUCAAGUCAGAAGGACACACAGUCCCCUCUGACCCCUCAACAUGGGCUCAUUUCUGGACUAGCAAACACCCACUCCCCUAGUCAAUCUGAUGAAUCAGGAGACACAGAAUUUUCAGGUGCUGUUCCUCAGGGGACAGCCAUACCAGUCGAGAUGAUACCGAUGGGUGAUACAUCAUUACCUGUACCUCCAAGUACUGUGCUCCCCAUUCUGCAAGAAAACAGUGAGGAACAUUCUGGAUCUGUCUGGCUUUCAUCCACCAUUGCUACUUCCGGUCCUGAGGAGGCAACAUCCAGCUUUGACUUGGGACACCCAAAUGACUUCCAUCUUCCUUGGGAGGAUAAUGAGACUGAGGAGGCCACUGAGACAUACGAUGUAAGCACUAAGACAGUGGAUGAAUCUGAUGAGGAGACAGAAACCCCUGACGAUGUCACUGAGGCCAUGGCAGACUCUUUCCCAACUGGAGAAGCCGAAGAACAUAAUGGACAUGAGGAGGUGGCCACUGCACUCAUGGAGGGCAUCUCUGAAGAUGUUUCAGGCUCAUCCUUUAUGGGCACUCCAUUGACAGAGCUGUCCUUGACCACGGCUCACCCUCUGCCCGUCCUGCCCACUGAAAGCGCCAGCCUCGGAGCAGGUGCAAACAUUUCAGGUGACUGUAUCCCAAACCCAUGUAUGAACGGAGGCACCUGCAUGGAAGAGGGAGACCACUUUGUGUGUCUCUGCCUGCCAGGGUAUGGAGGAGAUGCUUGUCAAAUAGCCCUGGAGAAAUGCAAGCCUGGCUGGGACAGCUUCCAAGGCUUUUGCUACAAGCACUUCUCCACCCGACGGAGCUGGGAAGAUGCCGAGACCCAGUGCAGGAGCCAUGGGGGGCACCUUGCUAAUAUCAUGACACCUGAAGAACAGACCUUCAUCAAUGAUCAGUACAAAGAAUACCAGUGGAUUGGCCUGAAUGACCGAACAAUUGAAGGGGAUUUCCAGUGGUCAGAUGGAAGCCCCGUGCUUUAUGAGAACUGGCAUCCUGGUCAGCCCGACAGCUAUUUCCUCUCUGGAGAGAACUGUGUGGUGAUUGUGUGGCACGACGAUGGGAAGUGGAGCGAUGUGCCUUGCAACUACCACCUGUCCUACACCUGCAAAAUGGGACUGGUGUCUUGCAGCUCACCCCCUGAGAUGGCAAAUGCUCAGAUAUUCGGCAAACCAAAGCAACGUUAUGAAAUCAAUUCCAUCCUCCGGUACUGGUGCCAAGAAGGGUUCACCCAACACCACUCACCUGUCAUCAGGUGCCAAGAGGAUGGCCAGUGGGAACAGCCACAGUUCACCUGUAUCCCAAGGAUAGGCCAAUUCCAGGAAUGAAGAGCUAUCUGAGACUGUCCGUCAACCCCAAUGCACAGUCGGAGUCAGGAGUAUGCACAAACAAGCAGGAAGUGACAAUGGUGCCUUAAGUCCUUGCUCUUUUUUAUUAUGUGUAUAUAUAUAUAAAGAAAUUCUAAUAACUAAAUAUUUCCAUUUAAAUGAAACAACUCCUUCUCAGCGGCAAGAUAAAAUAUAACUUUGUACUUUG
Molecule: messenger RNA, 3787 nt
Organism: Heteronotia binoei (common prickly gecko)
Lineage: Eukaryota; Metazoa; Chordata; Lepidosauria; Squamata; Gekkonidae
Gene: BCAN
Product: brevican
Exons: 14
Coding region: 289-3579 (1096 amino acids)
Biological process (GO): cell adhesion
Molecular function (GO): hyaluronic acid binding
Source: RefSeq, a predicted model, not a curated record